AUGCCAUCUGGAGAUAUUUGUUUGCUUGCUUCAACCCUAACAUACAUACUUACUGACUUACUCAUUCAAUAAAUCAAUCAAUCAAUCACUGACUCAUUUAACAUUUUAAACAGCAGAAAUAAUUAAAUCAAACAGAAAAUAACUUAAAUAAUAGGCAAAGUGUUUAAUAGUGCAAUGUUUAUAAGUCUGUCUAAUUAUCUAUCUAUCAAAAAGGAGCAAACUUUCGAAGACUCUAAAUUUAAUAACUAAGUUAUAUUCUGGAAAAAGAAUUAAUAGCAUUAGAUCAAAUAAAUCUAUGAUUAAAAAUCUUUUAUUUCUCUUAAUUUUUGUAAUUUUAUAAUGUAAUAUAGAUCAUAAAUAAUAAUAUAUACAUACUUAUAAAUAAAUUCCUAUCAUUCUACUUGCCUAAAAUUAAUACAAGGAAUUUAAUUACAAGUCUACUCAAUAUUCAAUCAAGUAAUUAAGUUGUUUACCAACCAUUAACCAAAUAAAUCAGAUAGAUAGACAGUCAGUCUUUCAAUCUCAUUUUGUACCAUUUACUCUGAAUCAUUUGAUUGA
Messenger RNA from Tetrahymena thermophila SB210, 558 nucleotides. RefSeq lists its product as hypothetical. The record is from RefSeq and is a predicted model, not a curated record. The transcript has a single exon. NCBI's taxonomy places the organism in Eukaryota, Ciliophora, Oligohymenophorea, Hymenostomatida, Tetrahymenidae.